Messenger RNA from Chrysoperla carnea, 3310 nucleotides. RefSeq names its product centrosomal protein of 135 kDa-like. Lineage: Eukaryota; Metazoa; Arthropoda; Insecta; Neuroptera; Chrysopidae. The record is from RefSeq and is a predicted model, not a curated record. The transcript has 18 exons. The coding region runs from base 7 to 3282 and encodes 1091 amino acids.
GUGCCAAUGUGUGCAAUAAUGGAUCAUAAAACAAGUGUUUUAAAACAACAUUUAGUAAGUCUUGGAUAUAAUCAAGAUUUACCAAGAGACGCUGUACCAUUAGUUGAUAAAAUUUUAUCAGAUUUAGUUCAUACAACCAAAAGUUUAAAACAUUAUAAACAACUUUGUGAACAACUAGAAAAGGAGUACAAUGACUUCCAAUAUGGCGUGGAACCCUAUAAAUGUGAUAAUGCAAAAUUAUUAAAUGAAAAUAAUAACUUAAAUUUACAAUUAAUGAAAGCUACUGAACAAAAUGACCAAAUUCAAAGAAAUUUCAAACAUCAAAUACGAAUAUUAGAGCAACAUUUAUCGAAAGCGAAAUCACAAGUUUGUAAAUUAGAAUGUGAAUUAAGUAGACGUCACAUGAAAAAAACUUCCAAUACAUCAGCAUUUAUAAAUAUGUCGUCCGGCCAAAGUCGUAACAUGACGAAAACGAAAUAUUGUACACGCGACUACUCAUGCCAAUGUGAGAAAUUACUCAAACAAACUGAAUUGGAAAUAGCGAAUCUCAAUACUGAGGUAACUCAACUCAAGGACGAUAAUCGUUUACAAUCGGAAAUGAUUGAAUCGUUUAAGGCGCAGUUAAGAAAUCGAGAUAAUGAAAUCGAACGAUUAAUGACACUUUUAAAAAAUGGACGACCAUAUCAGGCGUUAAGUAAGGAAUGUUGUUAUAAAGAUGUCGAUGAAAAAAUUUCAUUGUUAACAAAAAAAGUGACCGAUUUAGAAAAUGAAAAAAUUCAAUUGGAAUUGAAAUUAACAGAAGCAGUCAUGAAACAACAUGAUGCAAUGAAAAAUGCUGUAAAUUUAGCGGAGAAAAAUCAUCAAUUGGAAAAUGAAUUAAUGGAAAUUGAUCGAAUGGCUUUAGCUGUUGAAUCCGAUUGUAAUAAAGCUGUCCGGGAAAAUAAUGAAAAAAUGUUAAAUUUACAACGGCAAUUAAAUGAUGCUACAAAUAAAAUACGUGAGCUUGAGAAACAAAAUGAAAACCAUGAAAAGGAACAUAAGAAAAUGGAAAAUAAAAUUCAAUGUUUAUUAGAUGAAAAACAAUCUAUGUUGGAGAAAAUUAAUCACUUUGAUGUUAUAGAAUACGAUUUAAAUGCUGAAGUUGAUCGUUUAACCAAAAUAAUGGUUCAACAGAAACGUCAAAUUGAGAAUUUAGAAUCACAAUUAGAAAUUUCUAAAACAUCCCCAAUACGAACAGAACGUUGUAAAAAAACAUCAAUACCAAAGUUCUGUUAUCGUGAUUCUAAAUUAACGAGUCCAAAACAAUGCGGUCUUGAUCCGAACAAAGGCUGUGAUCAAUCAUCGAAAACCGAUUGUUGUACAGGAUGUCGUUGUAAGACUGAAGACGGCGAAUCUAUUAAAAAUUGUCUUCAUACAAUAAAUCGUCUUCAAACUGAACGUGAUUAUUAUUGGCGUGAAUAUGAACGUAUGCGUUCUAAUUGGGAAAAAAAUUCAACGAAUGAAAUGAAUUUAAUAGAAAUUCGAAGAAAAUUAAAUGAAAAAGAACAAACCAUACAAUCGUUACAAGAAGAUUUACGAGAUGUAUCAAGAAACAAACAUAAUUUAGAAAUGCAGUUACAUGAAAUUAAGGAUGCAGAUCGUUGGAUGGGACGCGUUAAAAAUAUUAAUAAAGCGGAUAUCAAAAAAUUGGAAUUAGAACGUGAUAUUGCAAUGGGAGAUUGCCGAAGAUUAGAAGAAGAACGAAAUGAUCUUCGAUGUAGAUUACAGAUGGCACAUGAUUUACAACAAGCCGACGCAAAACGUUACGAAGAAGUGAUACGUGAUCUAGAAUGUCGAUUACGACAACUGGAAGAUGAACGACAUAACAUGGUAUUAGAAACGGGUACACGUGGAGCAUGUAUUUCAAAAUUGGAAGAAAAAUUAUGCCAAUAUAAGAACGAUUAUAAAGCGAUGGAAUGUGAAUUAAUGCGCAUGAAACAAUGCUAUGCACAACAAAAGGCGUUACGUGAGCAAGCCGAAUCUCGUAUAAGUGAACUCGAAUGUACAAAUUGUCAAUUAGAAAAGAACUAUCAAGAAGCACUAUGUCGUAUCAAAAAUGUGGAGACGGAUAUUGAAUGCUUAAAGACGGAAAUCAUGAAUUUAACCACGGAAAAUCAAACUUUACAAUCGAAAGUUUGUAAACUAACUGAAGAAAACGAUUGUUUUAUGCAACGGUUAGAUAAUAAAACGGAAGAAGUUGAAUGUUUACGUGAUCAGCUACGUAAGAAGGACAAUUGUUUACAAAUACUAGAAGGACAACAACGUGUUUUACAAGAACAAUUAAAUGAUACUCUGGAUCAAUUACAAUCGAAUCAAGGUCUUAUCAAGUGCAUGGAAACCGAACUCAAUGAAUUGAAAUGUAGCGCGAGUGCAGCUGAAAAGAAUAAAGAUUGUUUAUUUGCUGAAAAUCGUCAAUUACAAUCGGAAUUAUCACAAAUAACUGGCGAUUUACAAUGUGUGAACAAAAACUAUGAACUAGCACAACAACAGAUUGAAGAUUUAAAACAACAAUUACAAGGUUACAUUUGUGAAGUGAGUCGAAUCGAAGACCUUCUAGAUCAAAAAGAAAAACAACGUGAUUCAAUGUUAGCAGAUUUUCGACAAUUGAGUGCAGAAGCAAACAUAUUAGAAAAUAAUAAUAGUUCUUUAGAAAAUGAAGCGUGCGUUGUGAAACAUGAACUACAAAAUGCAAAUGAAAAACUGUGUGAAUUAAAAGAUGCGCUGGAGCGUAAUGAAUGCUUAAUUAAAUCAUAUUGUCAACAGAUACAAACGUUAACCAGUAAUGUUGCACGAUUAGAAUGUGAGAUUGCUCAAAUAACGCAACAACGUGACAAUGCUGAAAAAUUAUGUGCAAAAUUAGAACGACAAAAUGAUGAGUUAAUUAAUGAGCUGGCUGAGAAAGAGGAUCAAAAAAGUCAGUGGGAGUGUGAACUGAAGCGAUGUAAACAAGAGUAUGAUAAUUUAAAAAUGCAAUUUUCUGAUAAAAUGGAUGAGAUUUGUCAACUAGAAGAUCAACUUUGUAAGGCACGUGACGAAAAUAAUUAUACUCGUAUGCUUAAAGAUGAACUUCAAAAUGAAGUGAACGAUUUAAAUAGAAUUGUCGAUCGAUUACAAUGCAAGUUAGAAGAAUGUCGUUGUAAUGUUGCAAAAUAUCGUACAAAAAUUAUCGAACUCCAAGAUGAUAUUGUGAAUUUAACAGCUGGCCAUCGUGGUCAUGGACAAGUUUGUGAUAGUGAUUGUUAAGUUUGAAUUGAUAAUGAUAACGUAGUCC